UCGGGCGCGCUGGGAGUCUCUGUGCGCGCGCUCUGGGCUGAGUCCUGCGGACCAUGACCCCCUCCGUCACAGCUCGCCGGCGCGGGUACCGGGGCCCGGUGAGGACCCCACGGGGGAAUUCGGAGCGGCUUUUCUUCCGCGGCGCGUUUCCUCAGCGACCUUGGGAAUACCCUACUGCUGGCACCUUGGUCUCCUCAAAUUAUAACCUUCCCAGCCCUGCCUGUCCCGCUCUCUUAACGCCCCAGCGAAGUGGUGCUGGCUUGCUCCCACGUCCGAGAAACCCCACGCAAAAGCAAUGCAACCUGUUCUGAAGAAGGAAGACUUUCAAGGGAUCUAACUCCUGCCCUUGUGCUUGCAAGGCAGACAGUGGAACCACUGAGCCAAACCCCUGGCCAGCAAGAAAGACUCUUAAAGCAUCUUCUAUUUGGACCCUCAGGCUUAAGACCACUGUACACAACCUACUCACCCAAAACUGUGAUUGAAAUAACAAAAACACACACACAGCAUCACUUCUGUGGCAUUUUUACCGAAGAUCUUCAGCCUACACCAAAUCAUUAGGAAACAUCAGAUGAGUGGAAAGGAAGGAAAUUCUACAAAGUGACUGUAAUCUUCAAAAGUAUGGAGAGAAUGAAGACCAAGCAAAUGCUGAGGUUUGAUUGCUGAUUAAAAGAAACUACAGAGAUAUAAUAAUGGCAUUUUUUUCGGAGAUCUGAAGGAUCCAAUCAAAGGCCUGGAGCUCACUGUAGUGCCCUGUCCAGUCGGUACCGGAGAUCAAAGGAUCUGUGAUGGAGGCUGAAGAGUCUGCUCUGUAUGCCAGGAGACAAUAUCCAACGUGAAGCCCCCUCGUCAGCAGAGCUAUAAGGUGAACUCGGGAAGAGCCCACCCCUGUGCACGUGGGGCCAAGCGGGCGAAAGGCCAGAACUCUCGCUGUGGCUGUGCAGCCGGGAAAGGAUGUCUCCCAGCCUUCAGGAAGGUGCCCAGCUCAGGGAAAGCAAACCAUCACCCUGCUCCUUUUCAAUCGAGAGCAUCUUAGGACUGGACCAGAAGAAAGACUGUUUUCCAGCACCGAAACCUCACAGGUCAUGGGCAGAUACAUGCAGCUCCUCAGGGAAAGAUGGUGACCUGUGUCUACCUGUCCCAAGUCUUCCCGGUGGAACCUCUUUUCCUUGCACAGCGGAUCAUCCAGUGGCAGAAGAAAGAGCUCUGAAAUAUGAACAGAUCUUUUCGACCUCAGAAAGACUCUCUUUGAAAAGAGAGAUGAGUUGGUAUAGAGGACGAAGACCAAGAACUGCUUUUACCCAAAACCAGAUUGAAGUAUUGGAAAAUGUCUUCAAAGUAAACUGCUACCCUGGCAUUGAUAUCCGAGAAGACUUAGCUCAAAAACUGAAUUUAGAGGAAGACAGAAUCCAGGUGUCCUUGGAUGGCCCGGGGAAUUAUCUACUUUAUCUAGCACGUUAUGACAAGAAUUACAUCAUAACUAUGUCAUACUGUCUACACUGCAUCAAAAGCUUACAAAAAAAACCAUGUAUCUGCGUAGCUGCUGCCCCUUUAGACUGGUUUCCAAAUGAAGAAACAUAAGGCUCACCUGACCUCCCCUGAAGUCUGGAGCGAAGCCCCGGAUGAGCCUGACUAUAUUCCACCAGAUCCCAGCUGAACC
This is a messenger RNA of Fukomys damarensis (Damara mole-rat), 1657 nucleotides long. RefSeq names its product HESX homeobox 1 (gene Hesx1). Gene Ontology annotation, biological process: regulation of transcription by RNA polymerase II; pituitary gland development; forebrain development. The transcript has 9 exons. NCBI's taxonomy places the organism in Eukaryota, Metazoa, Chordata, Mammalia, Rodentia, Bathyergidae. Bases 952 to 1578 code for a protein of 208 amino acids. Gene Ontology annotation, cellular component: nucleus. The record is from RefSeq and is a predicted model, not a curated record. Gene Ontology annotation, molecular function: DNA-binding transcription repressor activity, RNA polymerase II-specific; RNA polymerase II cis-regulatory region sequence-specific DNA binding.